AUGAUUGCUACUGCCGAAAAUCACCGCCAGAUUACAAAACCCAUCGUCGGGCUAAGAAGGGUUCUCGGAGCCAGCCCCCUGGCGGAGGGAGGGGGCUACCGCCGGGGCGUGGGGGCGGAACGGGGGAGGGACUGGCGGAACCCCCGAGCGGGAUGCCGCCUGGGUGAGAGGGGGGGCAAGGUCCGCCUGGCAGAAGUGGGGGACAGGAGCCCCUUCUGCCUGGCGGAGGUGGGAGAAUCGGGCCCCUCCCGCCGGGCAGAGAUGGGGGGAAACGCCCCCCUUCCGCCGAGUGCAGACGGGGGAAUUGGGGAAGCGGCUGGGGAGUCUGAUGCCCGCGAAAUCCUGAGGGCGUGUGGCAAAGAGAUGGGGUUACCAGAGGGCAUGUGGUACCGUGGCGUGCCCUGCACCCCAGUGUCGACCAUCAAGUGCGGGACUGACGGCAAUGCCAUCGGCAUGUGA
Messenger RNA from Closterium sp. NIES-65, 459 nucleotides. NCBI's taxonomy places the organism in Eukaryota, Viridiplantae, Streptophyta, Zygnematophyceae, Desmidiales, Closteriaceae. The record is from the annotation of a GenBank genome assembly.